Messenger RNA from Callorhinchus milii (elephant shark), 3950 nucleotides. RefSeq names its product transmembrane O-mannosyltransferase targeting cadherins 4. Lineage: Eukaryota; Metazoa; Chordata; Chondrichthyes; Chimaeriformes; Callorhinchidae. Bases 64 to 2265 code for a protein of 733 amino acids. Gene Ontology annotation, biological process: endoplasmic reticulum unfolded protein response; protein O-linked glycosylation via mannose. The transcript has 17 exons. Gene Ontology annotation, molecular function: protein binding; gamma-glutamylaminecyclotransferase activity; mannosyltransferase activity. Gene Ontology annotation, cellular component: endoplasmic reticulum. The record is from RefSeq and is a predicted model, not a curated record.
AUUGUGUUACUCUUCCCAGACUAUGGAUACCAGUUUCAGUGAUGUGGAGUAAGAUCUAGCAGGAUGCAGCAGUCUGAAUGGAGCUUGGAUAAGAUUCUACCAGUCCCUCAGCUGUCUCAACAUUGGGCAAAGUCUGUUGUAGGCCUGCUGGCACUUCUGUGCUUUGGCUGUAGCUAUGAUGGGGACUUUGUCUUUGAUGAUUCAGAAGCUAUUAUUAAUAAUAAGGACAUCAGGUCAGAGACGCCACUGAACAACCUUUGGGAGCAUGAUUUCUGGGGGACAAAACUUGCUAGCAACACCAGCCAUAAAUCUUAUCGACCACUGACAGUACUUACUUUCAGAUUGAACCAUUUGAUGUCUGGAGGACUGCACCCUGUUGGGUUUCACGUGGUCAACAUUGCACUACAUGGUGCUAUUUCUGUAGUUGCACUGGAUGUAUUCUCAGUAUUUAUGGGUGGUCUGGCACAUGACGAACAAGGAACUCCUCUAAAUAUGGCACCAAAAGCAUCAUUCUUAGCUGCACUGCUUUUUGCUGUUCACCCAAUACACACAGAAAACGUUGCUGGGAUAGUUGGCAGAGCAGACCUCCUUUGUGCUCUGUUCUUUCUGCUGUCAUUCAUCAGCUACUGUAAAGCAUUCAGAAAAUAUGAUGCACAAGGAAAAUUCUCUCUCAUCUGGAUUCUUGUCAGCUUGCUGCUGUGUGGAGCAGCGAUGCUAUGCAAGGAACAGGGUAUCACAAUCCUGGGUGUGAAUGCAAUAUUUGAUGCUUUGGUGAUCUGUAAAAUAGAUAUUCUACAUUUGGGAAGUGGACUACUACAGAAUAAUACCACAUCGGAGCAAAAAAUAAGGUGGAAAAGGGGAUUUUUCACACGAAUUUUCCUAAUAGCAUCUGGAGGAAUAAUUCUGCUCUAUGGUAGAUGGAGAAUCAUGGGGACUGGACCUCCUGCUUUCACUGAAGUUGAUAAUCCAGCGUCCUUUGCAGACAAUAUACUUGUACGAACCGUUAAUUAUAAUUACUACUAUUCACUGAAUGCGUGGCUGCUUGUGUGUCCCUGGUGGCUGUGUUUUGAUUGGUCCAUGGGCUGUUUGCCCCUUAUUAAAUCCAUCAGUGACGUCAGAGUAAUUGCACCUUUGGUACUUUGGUUCUUCUUUACUGGACUUUUAUGGCGAGCUUUAUGCUCAGGAAACAGAGAUGAAAGAAGAAUUCUUACUUCUGGAAUCACACUUAUGAUAAUACCGUUCCUUCCUGCAUCUAACAUUUUCUUCAGAGUGGGCUUUGUGAUAGCUGAGAGAGUAGUCUACCUCUCCAGCGCUGGUUAUUGCAUACUACUGUCAUAUGGAAUUUGCAUGUUAUGCAGACAAAGUAAGAGAAUCAAGAAAAUCAUUAUCAUCGCUCUGCUGAGUUUGGUGAUUGUGAAUGUUUUGCGCUGUAUCAGACGCAGUUAUCAGUGGCGCACAGAGGAAGAUCUUUUUACAAGUGCCUUGUCUGUGUGUCCUCUCAAUGCUAAAGUUCACUACAAUGUUGGUAAGAAUUUUGCUGACAGAGGAAGAGAAACAUUUGCAAUCCAGUAUUAUAGAGAAGCAGUAAGGCUCAAUCCAAAGUAUGUCCAUGCUAUGAAUAAUCUUGGAAACAUUUUGAAGGAAACAAAUAAACUGCACGAAGCAGAAACGUUGCUUUCCAAAGCUGUGGCUAUACAACCUGAUUUUGCUGCAGCCUGGAUGAAUCUAGGAAUUGUGCAGAACAGUUUGGACAAGUUUGAAGAUGCUGAAAGGAGUUACUGGACUGCAAUUAAGUACAGAAAAAAAUAUCCAGACUGCUACUACAACUUGGGACGCCUGUAUGCAGACCUACAUCGCCAUGUAGAUGCUCUCAGUGCUUGGCGGAAUGCUACCAUUCUGAAACCUGACCACAGUCUGGCAUGGAACAACUUGAUUAUAUUACUUGAUAACACAGGUAACUUAGCACAAGCUGAAGCAAUUGGAAAAGAGGCUUUAAAAGUGCUGCCUGGUGAUCACACUAUCAUGUUUUCAUUCGCUAAUGUGCUUGGCAAAUUAAAAAAGUACAAGGAGUCUGAAAGUCUGUUUCUUAAUGCACUUCAGAUUAAUUCUAACAUAGCAAGUUAUCAUGGAAAUUUAGCUGUGCUUUACCAUCGUUGGGGAAAACUUGUUCUGGCCAAGACACACUAUGAAAUAGCCCUUAAACUUGACCCUGCAUCCCCUGGGAUCCUGGACAACUACAGUCUUCUGAAGAAGAAAAUCAGCUAGUAAAAAGCUGGACAGAUUAUACCGUGGAAAAUUGAGUAACUGAGUCUACAUGAGCUCACUGUUACAAAUGGAAAACAUUGACACCUGCUGAAUUGAGCAGCUACAAUAUUAGAAUAUUGGCAUCCUGUCGAAGAGUCAAUUACCAGUAUUAGCAGAUGCGUGUUGUUGGGCCUUGGGCUCGGAAGUUGAAAAUAUGGAACAAUACCAGCAGGUGCACUCUCCUGUCAUCUUGCUGGUGAACCUUUUCUCCCAAGGGUGUCGAAGGAGUAAACAUUCAUAGAAUGCCAUUACUUUCAACUGUUUUGAAUUCUUGACUGACCCUUUGGGGAGCAGUAAAAGAGAGGAAGGGGACUAAGGUGAACAGGACAAGGUGGGAAAAGGAAAACAGGGAGAAGAGAAUAGUUGGCACUCUUGAGUUGCCUAGAUUGAGUUAUUGAUAUUAUUGAUAUUAGUCAAGAGUAGUUAUGAUGAUAUUAUCAGUCCAUAUCUGAAAGAUGCUGAAAGAGAACAUUUGAAUAUUGCUGGAAAUAAAGGCUGAAAUUGAUGUUCCAGAAGCAAAGUGUUCCAGUUCUGCAACAAAAAUUACAUUUGUAAAGCACCUUUCAUGUCGGGAGGAUGUCCCAAGUCGCUGGAAUUGACUUACAUGGUUCAUGAGAGUUGUUAUUUUUCUGCCUCUGUGAACAAUAUUCUAUACAAUCCCAAUCCUUGCAAUUUUCAUAGAAAUAUCGGAAAAAUACUCUGAAUAUGAAGUUAUACUUCACACAUGCAUGAUAAAUCUCAGAUUUAUUUUGUACUAGCUGUACCGGUUGCAGCUAUGCCUGCAACCAAAGGAUCCAAUAUGGAAUGUAGAUUUCAGCGAUACCAUGCGCAAACCAUUUAACAUGCCAUAAACACUGUAACCUUAAGAAAAACUGCCAUACAUGUGUGAUGAGCUUGUUUAGGUCAUAGCUCAUCAACGAUAGGAGAUACCCCCCAAAAAUGUCCGUGAUACUCCCCCAUGCAAGACCUUUCUGAUGAGGUAUAAAUCAUGUUUGUGUCAAUCGGCUAUUGCAUUCUUGGUGGACAGACACAGACGUUUUGUCUUUAUUCGUAUAGAUUACAAGUUAAUGCGAUAUACUCAAACCUGUUUUCAGCAAAGAUUCAGGGAACUGGACUAAAGUUGUCUAUAUGUAAGGGUGGCCUUUGAGUAAGGGUUCAUUAACCGGGCCUGACUUUUUUUAAUUCCCAUGGGCCCUGAUGAAGAUUCCCACUAGACUCUUAGCACGUUUUCCAACAUCGCCUCACGGCAUCACAUAGGCUGCUCAGUGUGACCUGGGUAAAUGUGCUAGAAUCUAGCUGGAGUCUACACUUGGGCCCAUGGAAAUUGGUGAUGCAUUCCCAAUAAGUAAACUUUAAUUCACUUAGAACAGGCUGUUAAAAAGGUACACUAACCGGACAAAAUAAGAGUAGCCACUUAUUUCUCUAGACAGGUGGUUGAUUAUGGAAUAGAGGUGGUUUAUUUUGGAAAAUUGAUCGGGAUUGUUCCAGGGUGGUUGUUUGCUGAGUAAAGAUGGUUGAUUCAACAGGUUUUACUAAUUAGUUUAGAUUUGUUGUCCUGUAAUGUAAAUUGAUUGCAUGCUUCGAUUUGUACAUAUUUUAACAUGUAAAAAUUUAUACUCCCAAUUAAAAUGUGAUUGCACAUUCAA